AUGGGCAAUACCUGUGCAGUUAAAUAAGAAAUCUCAAACGAAGAAAAAGCAGAAAUAUAAAAUGAAGAAUAAUCACAUAAAACUCGGGCAGUGAAAAUUCCAGUGUUUACAAAAAAAUUAGGACUGAAUUUUAAAUUAGAUGAAGGAAUACAGAAGAUAAGACCGAAGCACGACAACGAAUCAGUUUAGGACAUCUCAACUGAAAGGAACUUGCAAGACUCUAAUGCCCCACACUUUUUCGUAUAGUAUAAAUAAAAUGAAGAUUCAUGUAAAGGAUAUUGGAAACAAAAGCACACCGAAGAUUUUCUUAAAGAAAUAUGUUCAAAAGAGGUAGUUUCUGAAAAAGCAGUGAUUUAAAAAAAGGAAGAUGAAUAUGAUGAUUACUAUGAUUAAAUAAGGGAAAAUGAUUUGGAUUAAUUUAAAUUUUAAACGAUAUUUAUAAUGAAGUUGGUGGACAGGAAUCAAUCAUAAUUUUAAAGAAAAUGA
Molecule: messenger RNA, 486 nt
Organism: Paramecium tetraurelia
Lineage: Eukaryota; Ciliophora; Oligohymenophorea; Peniculida; Parameciidae
Exons: 2
Source: RefSeq, a predicted model, not a curated record